CUAAGCCCACCGUCUCCAUCUCCCCCACCAAGCUGGACCCCGCUUCCCCUAACACCAUCCUCCUCUGCAUCGCGAGGGGAUUCUACCCCGUGGAGAUCGAGGUCCGGUGGCUGAAGAACGGGCGGCUGGAGGAGGAGGGCGUGGCCUUCGGGGAGGAGCUCCAGAACGGAGACUGGACCUACCAGCUCCAGGUGAUGCUGGAGACCCAGCCCCAGCGGGGGGACGUCUACACCUGCCAGGUGGGGCACGCCAGCCUGGAGGCCUCCAUCACCGUCCAGUGGGAGCCCCGAUCCUCCAACUCUGCUAGGAGCAAACUCUGGACGGGGAUUGUGGCAGCCGUGAUCGGGGUGAUCUUCUUUGCCAUGGGGCUCUCCCUCCACCUGAAGAGCAAAAAAGCAACUCCCAUCCAGCCUCCUGCAGAACUCAUGAAUUAAUCUGCCGUCCUUCCUGAUUCCUGAUUUUUUUUCAUUAGCUGACAGAAUUUCUGACUUUUUGCAACCUCUGAAAAAUGGAGGCUCAAGAUUUUAGAUUAGGGAGAGGAGGUGAAUGGCAGCCUGGAGCUUCUCCUGCUGAGACUUCCCUGGCUUUCCUUUGAAGUCCACUGUUUCUAGUGAGGGAGGGGUGGAGACCAUCUAGACUGACCCCAGGGACUGUGGGCCUGCCUGUCAAUCCAGACACCCAAAUAUCUUCUGGCUUUAAAUCCACAGCAGUUUCAUCUCCAUUAGUCUUCCUACGAAUCUCUUCCCUUCACUUUGCUAUAAAAGAAUAAACUUUAAAUUGUAGAAAAA
Molecule: messenger RNA, 788 nt
Organism: Crotalus tigris (Tiger rattlesnake)
Lineage: Eukaryota; Metazoa; Chordata; Lepidosauria; Squamata; Viperidae
Product: rano class II histocompatibility antigen, A beta chain-like
Exons: 4
Biological process (GO): peptide antigen assembly with MHC class II protein complex; immunoglobulin production involved in immunoglobulin-mediated immune response; antigen processing and presentation of exogenous peptide antigen via MHC class II
Cellular component (GO): MHC class II protein complex
Molecular function (GO): MHC class II protein complex binding
Source: RefSeq, a predicted model, not a curated record